This is a messenger RNA of Ipomoea triloba (trilobed morning glory), 1377 nucleotides long. RefSeq lists its product as uncharacterized. Bases 286 to 1263 code for a protein of 325 amino acids. The record is from RefSeq and is a predicted model, not a curated record. The transcript has 5 exons. NCBI's taxonomy places the organism in Eukaryota, Viridiplantae, Streptophyta, Magnoliopsida, Solanales, Convolvulaceae.
AGGAGGGGAAGGGUGGAGGAAUUUAAAUUUGAAUUUUCUGAAUUCUGAGAGUGUAAUUUUGGCAGUUUUUGGGCACAGGUGCAGUUGAGAGCAUCUUUUUCUGGAUACUGUAACCGGACACUCUUCUUUUUAACCAUUCCACCCUACAAAAAAACACAUUACAUUCCAAAUGAGAGGGGAGAUCGAUCCGAGUUUGAAACAAAUUAAAAGUUUUGAUUUAAACUAAGAAUCCAUUUUCCCAUUUCCAUUUUUCUAUUUUUUGUAGCUUAGCUAGCAUGCAUAGGCAUGAGUAGUAGAAUCAUGAAACAGCCUUCUUUCGGUUCCAGACGUCACGAACACGAUGAAGAACCCGAGUUCAACUUGACAGAUUGGGGUCUCAAGGCCAAAAUCAGCCGCGAAAAUACCAAUUCCAGAAGGUUUUCUGCUUCUUACAUCAGAAGUUUCAGGGAAGAUGCAAAGUCUUUCAGAUCAAACCUUACAAUUUCCAGCACUGCUUCGUCUCCGGGAUACAACUUGAAAGAGGAAAUUGACCCUUCAACGUAUUCUUUCACCACUGCCCUUAAAGCUUUGCAGGCUAAGACGGUGUAUAGCUGGGAAUAUAUGUCGCCGGAGGGAUUGGCUUUGAACUCGAAGUGGGAUGAAGCUGAGAAAUAUAUAUGCAAUCCGUUAUCCGGUGAAGUGCCAAUGGAAUGCCUGUCUGCAAAAACGCUGAGCGGGAGAUCAUUCCGGCAGCUAACCAGCCGGAUUACAAUGUCUGCGCCGCUCAUUUAUCCGGCCAGACAGGCGCCCAAGCCACCCAUGCCGCCUCCUCUUGAAAUCAAUCAACCCCACACUCCCAUUCCCACCCAAGAGAAGAAGAUUGGCGUGACUAGAGAUGUGGGAACUCAAAGCACUCCACCACCUUACCUUGGUUCAAGCAGCAGCCCAAGCCCUGCACCCACUCCCUCCAUUGAAGAAAGGUCCAUCAAGCGCCAUGCCAGUGAAUCACCUUCCUCCUGUGCAAAACCAAAAUCUGAGGAAGAAGAAGAGACGGAAGAACUGAAAAGCGGGACGACGAGAGAGGAAGAAGACGUCACGGGUAGAGAUGAGUUGGAAGAGAAAACGAAAGCCGAGAAGGAGAAGGAGAAGGUUAGGAGCAGCAGGCAAGGAGGGUGUUUGUCAUGGAGGAGUUUUCUAUGGAUGAGAAAAAGGCAAAGGCGCAGAGAGAAACAUAGACCAAGGAAGAAGAACAAUAUCUUUCUUUGCCCUAUUCAUGAAUGCUAGAAAAAAGUUUUCACCAAAAAAAAAAAAAUGUAUUUUGCUGGGAAAAAUGUACACAUAAAAAGAUUCUCAUCAUUUUUCACCUAUUAUUGUUCUCUCUCUUGUUUCCCGGGCAUA